UCUAUGGACGUCUCCCAUAAACCGAUGCUUCGAAACUGGCCAACAUCUUGCCAGAUUAUUGACUUUCUUCUUCUCUGCUCCACACAGCACCCUCCGAUUACGAUCCCAUCCAAUCCUUUCUUCGUCUCAGUUCUCUGUGCCGCAAUCCUUUCAAUUUCGGUUCCCAGGUUCUCAAGCUUCUGACGGAGAGGCAAAAUGGCUGCGCAUAAGGUUGCUCAUGCAACUUUGACAGGACCAAGUGUGGUGAAGGAGAUCAUCAUUGGCAUUACGCUUGGCUUGGCCGCAGGUGGAUUGUGGAAGAUGCAUCACUGGAAUGAGCAGAGGAAAACGAGGGCAUUCUAUGAUUUGCUAGAGAAAGGCGAGAUCAGUGUUGUUGCAGCAGAAGAAUAAAGAUUAUGCAGUUUCUUUAAUGAAUCUAUCACCACUUUAGUGCCUCCACAAUCACUGCCUAUUGGCCAAACAUUUAUGCUUGACCUGUAUUCUGAAAAAAUAAAUUUCUUGCAUCGACCCUUGUGAGUCACUUUAAUGCUUUAGAGAGCAUGUAAGCUUGCUGUUUUCUCUGCAAUGUUGAAUUACUCUUGUUGAUCUUCUUUA
Molecule: messenger RNA, 594 nt
Organism: Rhododendron vialii
Lineage: Eukaryota; Viridiplantae; Streptophyta; Magnoliopsida; Ericales; Ericaceae
Product: cytochrome c oxidase subunit 5C-2
Exons: 2
Coding region: 196-390 (64 amino acids)
Source: RefSeq, a predicted model, not a curated record